AUGGGAUCCAGCACUGAUCAUCAAACAGCAAUGAUCGAACAGGAUAUUCCCACUUAUGCCCCUUCCUUGCCUGUGCCAAAUGUACAAGAAAUGGUGAGAAAGAACCCUCUACAUGUUCCUGAGAGAUACAUAAGAAACCAAGAAGAGAGACCCAAAAGCACUGAUAGAACUCACCUUUCCUCUGAGAUUCCCAUCAUUGAUCUGUUCCUGCUCUCUAAUGGACAAGAGGAGGAGCUCAAGAAAUUGGAUGUGGCCUGCAAAGAAUGGGGCUUCUUUCAGGUAUAUAUUUCCAUAUCUUGGCAGGUGGUUAAUCAUGGAGUGGCAGAAGAAGUGUUACAGCGCAUGAAGGAUGCUUCAGCCGGUUUUUUUGACCUAGCAUUGGAAGAGAAGAACGAGUACUCGAUGCCCCCAAAUGACAUUCAAGGCUAUGGCCAUGCCUAUGUGGUUUCUGAAGAGCAGAAGCUGGACUGGUCCGACGCUCUGAUUCUUGUUGUCUACCCAUCUAGAUUCAGGAGGCUUCAGUUUUGGCCUGCCAAACCAAAUCAAUUGGGAGAGACCAUUGAGGCCUAUUCAAGUGAAGUCAGAAGGGUUGCAGAGGAGCUGCUGAGCUCUAUAUCUCUGAUCAUGGGGCUGGAGGACGACGCCCUUUCAAAAUUGCACAAGGAAUUGGUGCAAGUUUUGAGAGUUAAUUACUACCCAAUUUGCGCAAAGCCUGAUCAGGUACUGGGCAUAAGCCCCCACUCGGAUUCAAGCACAAUUUCCAUACUGAUGCAGGAAGAGAAUGUCGAUGGCUUAGAGAUCCGGCAUGACGGCGACUGGGUGCCUGUGAAGCCAAUUCCAAAUGCUCUUGUGGUGAACAUUGGAGAUGUCGUUGAGAUUUUGAGCGACGGGAAGUACAAAAGUGUUGAACACAGAGCUGUAACAAAUGGGAACAGAGCAAGGAUUUCUUACGCGACCUUUCUCUUCCCGCACGACGAUAUCGAAAUCGGCCCGCUCGAUCGUUUCAUCAGUCCUGACAGGCCUUCAAGUUUGUACAAGAAGGUUAGGUACGGAGACUUUCUCAGGCAAUCGUUAAACCGGAAACUUGAAGGAAAAUCUCAUACCCAGAUGGCAAGGAGCGAAUAGCAAGCGCUAGUUUCAUCGGUCUCUGUUCUAUCGAUCUCGUCAAUUCUUGGUUAGCCGGAGGCUCUUCAGAAUUCAGAAACGUCGUACUGUUCUAUAAAUUGCUUUGUCAAGUAAUUGCUUUUGUCAAGUUGGAUGAUGAAUUUGUAUAGAGCAUCCGGCAGAAUUAUGCUUCC
Messenger RNA from Diospyros lotus (date-plum), 1298 nucleotides. RefSeq names its product protein SRG1-like. The transcript has 4 exons. The record is from RefSeq and is a predicted model, not a curated record. Bases 1 to 1125 code for a protein of 374 amino acids. Lineage: Eukaryota; Viridiplantae; Streptophyta; Magnoliopsida; Ericales; Ebenaceae.